ACUCCGGGAGAACUACGAUCCAACGUAAGUCAAGUCUCAACAUAUCACCGACAGACGAAACGGUAUUAUCACUGCACUGUUCGCUAUUUAGUCAAUAAAUCUGAGUGAACACCCCCUGGAAUGAUAAAUAAAUGGUAUUGCCCAAAUUGAAUGAUGGACCAGUCCAUUUUAGAAAUUCAGCAGGCUAAAGAUUAAAGGACUUCCAUCUGCUUUCGUCAAAGUGCGUCGUUGUCAUGUCUUAUAACUUAUCGCCCACCAUCCUAAAAUAUGAACUUACACAUUAAUUCAUCUUACAUACAGGUGAAAGGUAAUUUAAUUUAAAUUCAUAGGACCGUCUAUAUUUGCUCAUAUAUACUAACCAUUUGGGACAACCUGCCAGGUGGGGUCGAUAUAACAUGUUUAUCAUUUAAUAUGUUUGAACAAAUUACAUAUGACAAUAUUGAUAUUUUAUUUAGUGACAGAUCAUUGCCAAAACGACAGAUGUGCUCACUAGCAUCAGUAAUGAAAUAGUGUGUUUAUAUUUACCUGGACAACUGACACUUUUUCUUAAAUGAAUAGUACUUUUCUUCUUUUUUUUCGUCUGCUUCGUCUGAGUAAUAUCAUUAAUAUAUGGGGUACUGUAACUGAGAUUCAUUAAGUUUCUGCUGACAUCCAGAUGGCAUCUAAACGGAACAAGAUCUUGCUCGGUGCAGCUGGCACUGUAGGAGCUGGAAUUAUAUCAUGGCGAGCUUUAUUCCCGUGGAUAGGCCACGAUCUGACCAUGAGGAAGCAUGGAGGAAAGGUUCGCAAAGUGGGUCAGAAAGAUAUUGAAGAAGGACGCUACCUUAUAAACAUGUUUGAAGAAGCAGUUGCAAAGUAUCCCAAGAAACCAUUUGUAAUCUUCGAGGACAGAGUGUAUAGUUAUGAGUUUAUGAAUGACCAGGCAAACAGAGUGGCAAAUAUAGCAGCAAAAUGGGGGCUGAAACUUGGGGAAUGUGUUGCUAUAAUGAUAGAAAAUGAACCGUCUUUCAUCUGGACAUUUCUUGGUCUACAGAAACUGGGUAUAGCUGUUGCAUUCAUUAACUACAACAUUAACGGUCAGCCAUUGGUACAUACAAUACGGGCAUGUGAGGCAAAGGUUCUCAUUGUUGGCUCUGGUAAUAUCCUGUUUCAGAUUUGCAGUACAUUUUAAUAGCUUUUAUGGAGU
Molecule: messenger RNA, 1186 nt
Organism: Mercenaria mercenaria
Lineage: Eukaryota; Metazoa; Mollusca; Bivalvia; Venerida; Veneridae
Product: long-chain fatty acid transport protein 2-like
Exons: 3
Coding region: 656-1171 (171 amino acids)
Molecular function (GO): long-chain fatty acid-CoA ligase activity; long-chain fatty acid transmembrane transporter activity
Source: RefSeq, a predicted model, not a curated record